Molecule: messenger RNA, 4073 nt
Organism: Micropterus dolomieu (smallmouth bass)
Lineage: Eukaryota; Metazoa; Chordata; Actinopteri; Centrarchiformes; Centrarchidae
Product: semaphorin-3D
Exons: 18
Coding region: 213-2660 (815 amino acids)
Biological process (GO): negative chemotaxis; positive regulation of cell migration; negative regulation of axon extension involved in axon guidance
Molecular function (GO): chemorepellent activity; semaphorin receptor binding
Source: RefSeq, a predicted model, not a curated record
GUGUUCAGUUUGUUUAUAACGCGUGGAGCCUUCAGGUGACCCGACACUGAACUGACCUGUAGACGCCGCGUCACGUCCAGCUGAGGUGGAAUAUCAGAGUCCAGAGAUCCGCAUCCCGACACAAAGUCCUGCUCGUCGCCCAGAGUGUGAUGUGACUAGUUGGUUUGACCUUCUUCCAUCUAUCUCUCCACGUCAGUGAAGAUCAGUCGGAGAUGACAGCCAUUUUGACAGCAAGAGGAGCCAGAGGGCUGAAGUCUCUCCAGAUCCUGAUGUUUUGCCUCCUCCCACUGCUGUGGUUGCAGCCUGCAGACUCCAACCCUCCUCCAGAUGCCAAAGCCAGGAGCCAAACCGGACCCCGGCUGCAGGUCUCCCACUCAGACCUGAGGAAUGGUUCGGCUGUCUUCUGGGAGGGCGGAGUCAGCGGUGGAUACCAGACCUUGUUAUUGGACGAGGAUCAAGGAUGGCUGUUGGUCGGAGGGAAAGACCACAUCUACCUGCUGAGUCCUGACAGCUUAGAUCUGCCCACGCGUACGAUCCACUGGCCUGCUGCCAGAGAACAUGUGGAGCACUGCAGGCUGGCAGGGAAAAGUCUGGAGACAGACUGUGCCAACUUUGUGCGGCUGCUGCAGCCUUUCAAUAAGACCCAUGUGUACGUUUGUGGUACCGGCGCCUUCCAUCCUCAGUGUACAUACCUGCACUUAGGACACAACACAGAGGAGCCAGCGUUCAUGUUGUCUCAUACGGUGGAGUCGGGCAGAGGAAAAUGUCCCUUCAGUCCGAGGGAGCCUUUCACUGCUAGACUGACUGAUGGUGAACUUUAUGCAGGUACCUCCGUAGAUUUCAUGGGAGCCAAUGCUGCCAUCUUCCGUACGUCCAUCCAGGGCGGCAGUCAACAUUACAUCCGGACUGAAGCCUACGAUCACAACUGGCUCAAUGAGCCGGAGCUUGUGGGCUCCUUCUCCAUCCCCGACACUCACAGUCCAGACGACGACAAGGUCUACUUCUUCUUCAAGGAGAGGGCGGUGGAGGCCGGACAGUGGGACAAGAGGGUGUACAGCCGGGUGGCUCGCGUCUGCAAGAAUGACGUAGGGGGGAAGAGGAGUCUCAUCAACCGUUGGACCACCUUCCUCAAAGCCAGGCUGAUCUGUUCUGUCCCCGGUCCGUCCGGAGUCGACACACAGUUUGAUGAGCUAGAGGACAUCUUUGUUCUGGAGACCAAGGACCCUCAGAACCCGACCAUCUACGGCGUCUUCAGUACAUCCAGCUCUAUAUUUCGUGGUUCAGCAGUAUGUGUGUACUCCAUGGCGUCUAUCCGUGCUGCAUUCAAUGGGCCGUUUGCUCAUAAAGAAGGUCCGGACUUUCGCUGGGUGGAGUACAAGGGCCGCAUCCCCUAUCCAAGACCUGGCACUUGUCCCAGCGAAACCUACGACGCUCAGCACAAAUCCACCAAGGACUUCCCAGACGAGGUGGUGAGCUUCAUGCGGCAGCACCAGCUGAUGUGGGAGCCCGUCCUGCCUGUGGGUGGAAGGCCCAUCCUGACCCAGGUCAACGCGCCGUACAUGUUAAAGAAGGUCGUCGUGGACAGAGUGGACGCCGAGGACGGACCCUACGAUGUCUUACACCUGGGCACAGAUGAUGGGAAGGUGGUGAAGGUCGUGUCAGUCAUCAAAGACAACUGGGACACAGAGGAGAUCAUUCUAGAGGAGCUGACUGUCUUCCAGACGCCCACUCCCAUCCUGAGCAUGGAGCUGUCGACCAAGAGACAACAGCUCUAUGUGUCCAGUGAGCUCGGCGUGGUCCAGCUGGGGCUCCAGAGGUGUGAGUUAUACGGGGCCGACUGCGCUGAGUGCUACCUGGCCAGAGACCCCUACUGCUCCUGGGACGGACAGACCUGCUCCAGAUUCUUCCCCACCAGCAAGAGGCGGGCGAGGAGACAGAAUAUAAAGUACGGAGACCCCUGGAGUCAGUGUCCAAUCACAGCAGACGAUUCGGACUCUGUGGAGGUGAAGGUGGUGUACGGUGUGGAGGGAAACUCAACCUUCCUGGAGUGUGUUCCUCGCUCGCUGCAGGCUGAGCUCAAGUGGACGGUGCAGGAAACGGAGAGCCGGCAGCAAAGUCUCAGUCAGACGCAGAUCCCUCGGGGCGAUGAGAACCGCUUCCUCCACAUGAAGCGGGGGUUGCUGAUUCAACGCCUGCAACUGGCUGACAUUGGCCUCUACACGUGCUCCAGCCACGAGCACACCUACAUCCAGGUCCUGGCCCAAUACCGUGUUCACGUUAUCCCCAACGACAGCCUCCACCCAACCCGCUACCAGCAGAGCCACAGCCCGAACCAAGCGGGCCCCGUGAUCCUCGGGAAGAUCCACCAAGCCGGGGCAGGGGUCGCCGGGUUUCUCGGCCAGUCGGGGGCCUCUCAUCCACCACCACCUCUGCCGGGACAAAGGAACUCGUGGCUGGCCCAGCAUCCUCAGCAGCUUCCUCUGAGGAGCUACAAAGACCUGCACAUGGUGGGGACCAACAGUCUGAGCGUGGACGAGUACUGUGAGCAGCUGUGGUACCGCGAGAAACGCCGGCAGCAGAAACUCCGCACUCUGAAGCUGAAACAGGAGAGCAGGAAAGCCCGGGUGAGGAGGAACAACCCUCCUGAGAUUCCCCUCUAGUCGCCCGGAGAACACAGAGACUGUCUUCGGACAACAGAUCCUGUACAUGCAGAGAGGACAAGGAAAGGUUUAAGAGAGAAUGUUUGCUUUUUGAGCAAAAAAAUGCCAGCUGGUAAAGUGUCACCAACUGUAUUUGCCAUUAAAGACUGACAGUAAUAAGAAAAAAGAGAGAAAAAGUGUAUCCCUCUGUCUAUGAAUUUAUGUUAUUAGCAAUAUUCAUUAUUGUUUGGGACGUAUUUAGCUCCAAGCUGCAGCUAAAAUUGUAAAAUAUUAUUUUGUACGUCAAAAAAAGUUCAGACUCUGCUCAUGACACACACGUCAGAAUCACGCGUGUGCCAAGUAUUACGGCGUAUAACACAUUAAAGCAUGCAAAGAUGUUGCAGACAGUUUAGACACUAUCCCGCGUUAUCUGGCCAUCUGAACAGAAACUAGUAGACACGGUUAAAUGGGAAAUAAUGCAGCUGAUCUGAUUUCUGCUAACAUUAUGUCAGCUUAUUAACACUCAAGUACAAGCUACAAUUUUAUUGUGGCUCUCAGAUGUACCUUAACAUUAAUAUUUGUUGUUUUUGCUAAAAUAUCCUGAUUAGCCAAGAUAAUUAGCUUAGCAAUGCCAAAAACCGUUUAAGCUGACUGACUUGAGUUUAAAGUUGAGUAGGGAGACUAGUACGCUAAAGUAGGGAACCUUGUCAGACUAAUUACUUUUACUUAAAUGUUAUGAGUUUGCAAGUAUAGGCUAUAUACACUCCAACAAUACUUUUUGGAGAAUGUACCCUUUUCUACCCAAAAUAUCUAUUUAGACCUUCAAUACAACCAGUUCUUUAGUGCACCUUAGCUGACAUGAAAUGUGCUGCAAAUCUGCAGAUUCUUCAUAACGGACUGACAUGCAGGUGGAAAUGUAUCAGGAUCUCACACACAAUGCAGACAGAAAUAUGUUUAUUAUAUAUAUACACAGCAUAAUUUAAGGACAGAAGACUAAACAAGAAAAGUGUUUGCCCACUUCACUGCUAUACAACAAAAACAUGUAAUGUUUUCAACAUUAAUAUUUAUGUUUAUGCUCUGUUUCAUACGUACCUAAUGAGUGGAAUAAAGGCCUCAAAGGAAACGCACACAUGAAAUGGACCUUGCUUGAAAAUACACUUUGUAAAGCUUAUUAAUUCUUCUGCAUAACCAAUAAUUGUUCGCAUUAUUCGCAUCACUGUAUAUUAAAGAACUCUAUUUUUGAUAGUUUUCUUCUAGAAUUUAGUGUAUUUUCUCAGUGUUUUUAUAAACUUGUGUGUUUCUCAUUUAAGCAAAAUUAAAACUUUUGUUUGAACUUCAUAACUCUACUUUGUAGAUCAAGAAGUGAGUACUGAAAUUGUGUUAAACUGUAUGUGAAUAGGCCACAAAAAUGUCAAAUAAAAACAUAAAAACUUU